Triticum aestivum (bread wheat) is the source of this 397-nucleotide messenger RNA. RefSeq names its product VQ motif-containing protein 9. The record is from RefSeq and is a predicted model, not a curated record. Lineage: Eukaryota; Viridiplantae; Streptophyta; Magnoliopsida; Poales; Poaceae.
CCAGGCACAGGCCACAGCCAGUCUGCUCGCGGAGGCAGGCAGCCUCUCUUUUGCUUUGGCUUGGGCAGAAGGCAGGCAGACAGAGAAGAUCCCAUCGGCCAUCGCCCACUCGUCUCCCUUUCCCACUGCCCCCCAAAUCCCCAUCUCCCACUCCUCCCCACCUCACUCUCCCCCGGUCUCCGCCCCUGCCGCCGCCGCCGUCCUCCGGUCAUGGACAACAACCCCAGCCACCCGCCGCCUUCCGCGGCCUCCUCCACCGCCGCCCUCCGAGCCCUCAACAAAGCCUCCUACAAGAUCUCCAAGCAGUCCUCCAUCUCCUCCUCCGCUUCCUCCUCCAUGAAAGCGCCGUCCCCCCCUCCGCCGUCGCUGCCUUCCCGCAUGUCCCCUCCGCUCCUCG